AUGAUGUCCUCAAGGCUCAUGCGGCCAGCUUUCGCUGCCGCUCGUCGUACAGCUCCCCGAACAGCUAUCCGCACCUACGCUGCUCCUGCAAGCGCAGACACCAAGCCCCCCGUCGCUCUGUUCGGUGUCGACGGAACAUAUGCAAACGCUUUGUAUACGGCCGCCGCCAAACAAAACGUGUUGGACCCGACCUCCAAAGCAAUCUCCAGCCUUUCUCAGAUUCUCAAGUCCGACCCUAAACUGCAAACCAUCAUCGCGGCACCCACGCUCUCGGAUUCCGACAAGUCCCAAAUUGUCGCGGAACUCGAGAAGCACACCGGUGGUGUCGACAAGACCGGCACCGUCAAGAACUUCCUCUCCGCGCUCGCCGAGAACAACCGUCUGGGCCUGCUCGAGAGCGUGUGCGAAAAGUUCGGCACCCUCAUAAGCGCCGCCAAGGGAGAGGUGGAAUUGACCGUCACAAGUGCAAGCAAACUCGACGAUAAAUUACUCAAACGUCUCGAAGCGGCCAUCGCCAAGUCGGAAUACAGCCAGGGCAAGAAGCUCAAGACCGUGACAAAAGUCAACCCAGAUAUCCUCGGCGGUCUCGUUGUGGAAAUCGGCGAGCGCACCAUCGACCUGAGCGUGGCUAGCAAGAUCUCCAAGAUGAACAAGAUGCUUACUGAUACCGUGUAA
Exophiala spinifera is the source of this 675-nucleotide messenger RNA. RefSeq names its product ATP synthase F1, delta subunit. Gene Ontology annotation, biological process: proton motive force-driven mitochondrial ATP synthesis. The record is from RefSeq and is a predicted model, not a curated record. NCBI's taxonomy places the organism in Eukaryota, Fungi, Ascomycota, Eurotiomycetes, Chaetothyriales, Herpotrichiellaceae. The transcript is spliced from 3 exons. Gene Ontology annotation, molecular function: proton-transporting ATP synthase activity, rotational mechanism. Bases 1 to 675 code for a protein of 224 amino acids. Gene Ontology annotation, cellular component: membrane.